AUGGCCGGGCCACCCAUGGCAGGUUCGCCAUCUCUGCCGGCGCUCCAGCAGGUGCUACCGCCGCCAUUUGCACCCGGCCACGUCGGCGACAUUUUCGCGCCAGCAGGGCGACAGCCAGGUUUCCGCCCUACACUGCCGGCGCCAGGACCUACCGGACCGAGCUAUCACUCCGCCGGACAGCUGCCUCCGACGCUCCAGCAGUCGCCGUUCGGUUCUCCGUCGAUGCCCGUGCCCGAGCUGACCUACCCGCUGCCAACCCCAUCCCCGAACGGCCGACUCCCUCUCUCUCUCACUCCUCCGCAGCCACCCCCUCCGCCUCUGCCACCUGUGCCUCCGCCCUCACCCUUGGCGCCGUCAGGGAUCGUCUCGUCCUCAGGGAUCGUCUCGUCCUCAGGGAACGUGUCCCAGCAGCCGGUACAUCAGCAGCCCGUCCAUCAGCAGCCCGUCCAUCAGCAGCCGGUACAUCAGCAGCCCGUCCACCAAUCUGGGCACUACCCCCCCGGUCUCUCCACGAACAGCGAAGCGAGUUUCAGAGGACCCUCGCCGCCGGGUUUGGUUACGCCGAACGGAGUGGUGCCCAUCAACAUGAUCCCCACUGCGCAGCGGCCCUCUCCAGCGGCACAGCGUCCGUCGCCGGCACCGCCGCGGCCCCCUUCCUCUCCUCCGCGGCCUUCCUCUCCAAACGGUCCGGCCCGGCGAAGAAACGGGCUCAACCGGAAGGGGCGGUCCUAG
Molecule: messenger RNA, 732 nt
Organism: Gregarina niphandrodes
Lineage: Eukaryota; Apicomplexa; Conoidasida; Eugregarinorida; Gregarinidae
Exons: 1
Coding region: 1-732 (243 amino acids)
Source: RefSeq, a predicted model, not a curated record